Molecule: messenger RNA, 951 nt
Organism: Pseudozyma hubeiensis SY62
Lineage: Eukaryota; Fungi; Basidiomycota; Ustilaginomycetes; Ustilaginales; Ustilaginaceae
Exons: 2
Coding region: 1-951 (316 amino acids)
Biological process (GO): U5 snRNA 3'-end processing; nuclear mRNA surveillance; nuclear polyadenylation-dependent mRNA catabolic process
Cellular component (GO): nuclear exosome (RNase complex); cytoplasmic exosome (RNase complex)
Source: RefSeq, a predicted model, not a curated record
AUGUCCGCAGCAUUGGUAGCCGGUCCAUCGUCGACACCGUCAUCUUCGUCGGAAAACACCGACCUAGUCGCUACCACUUUUAAGCGUCUGCAUCCCAUCUCGUACCUCUCGCGCUUCCUUGACGCUUCCAUUCGUGAAGACGGCCGGUCUCUCGCUGCCUUCCGUGAUGCGACGAUCACUAUUGGGUCCAUCUCCACCGCAGAUGGGUCGUCGUUCGUCCGCAUCGGAAACACUUCGUGCAUAGCAGCUAUCAAGGCGGAGGUAGCUACGCCGCAGCUUUCCCGUCCAAGCGAAGGCUACCUCAUUCCCAACGUCGAGCUACCCGCCGUUUGCUCGUCCAAGUUCAAGGCCGGCGCUCCCGGCCAAGAGGCUCAGGUGUUAACGAGCAGGCUUCUGGCUCUGCUCAACAGCUCCAAUGUCUUGGAUAGGGAGCAAUUGUGUAUUCAGGAGGCCACAGCAGUUUGGUGCCUCUACCUCGACAUCAGCUUCAUUUGUUUUGACGGCAACGCCAUGGACGCCGCUGUUCUCGCCGCUGUAGCAGCUCUUUCCAACACCAAAUUGCCCAACGCUACGUACGAUCACGACACGGAGCAGGUGCGUUGCUCGUCGACUCGCCAGCCCUUGCAUCUUGGAGACUUUCCUUUCGCUUCCUCCUUCUCCAUCUUUGAGAAUCAGCAUCUGCUCAGCGAUCCCACCGCGUUCGAAUCAGCGCUUUCGUCUUCUCACGUCACUAUCGCCGUUUCGCUCGACCCCUCCGCCUCAUCCGAAACGACCAAAGCAGACCCUGCCGUCACUUUCCUUCAACAAUCAGGCCGUCUGUCGACAUCCAGUUCCGACCGCAACCAAAGUGCAACUGACCAACAGAAUCUCCAGCUCUGCAUCGAACGAUCAUCCUCGAGAGCGAUGCAGCUAGCGCUCUUGUUACGCAACGCUCAAAAGCAAGCUCCAUAG